Messenger RNA from Brassica napus (rape), 4141 nucleotides. RefSeq names its product putative serine/threonine-protein kinase. Bases 248 to 1447 code for a protein of 399 amino acids. The transcript is spliced from 8 exons. Gene Ontology annotation, molecular function: ATP binding; protein kinase activity. Gene Ontology annotation, biological process: protein phosphorylation. NCBI's taxonomy places the organism in Eukaryota, Viridiplantae, Streptophyta, Magnoliopsida, Brassicales, Brassicaceae. The record is from RefSeq and is a predicted model, not a curated record.
GUUCAUUCUUAAGAGAGAGAGAGAGAGUUGUUGUCUGCGCGAUGUCACUUUCUGUCGGCAUUGUCUGAGUUCCGACACAAGACUUGUUUUCAUUAUCUUCUCUUCACGUUCGAGUUCUAGAAACUGCCGCGGAGAUAGAUUUGAUGUUUCAAAGCUCCUUUUCUUCUCGAACUCUCCCUUUUUAACAUUUUCACACCAAAUCUUCUGCAGAUUCUUGUGAUAUGUAAUCUCCGAUGAAGUUUAUCGCAUGGUAGUAAAAGUUUGGAGCAUCGCUGAGAAGCUAUUUUGUAUACAAAUGUCAGCCGUUCCUCUUACAGCAGCCAUUGGAGGUGCUGUUGGAGCUCUUGCAUUGUCUGCUCUCUUGGUUUUUCUCCUAUGGUUUUGCAUCAUUCGUCGCAAAAAUGCAUCAAGAACUUCUGAGUCAGGCUCUUCUGAUCCAUCAACUCAAGAAGGAAGAAGUGUUGCAAUGGACUUGUCAAUGAGAGAAGCAAGAAGGUUUAAGGUGGAGGAACUUGCUCAAGCCACCAAGAGUUUCACCAACAAAAGCCUUAUUGGUAUAGGCAAAUUCGGCGAGGUUUACAAAGGUUUGCUUCAAGAUGGUGUUCUUGUGGCCAUCAAGAAACGUCCAGGCUUGCCAACACAAGAGUUUGUUAACGAGGUUCGUUAUCUAUCGUCUAUUAAUCAUCGUAAUCUUGUUACUCUUUUGGGUUAUUCCCAAGAAAACAACACGCAGUUUCUUGUCUACGAGUAUGUUCCUAACGGAAGUGUUUCCAGUCACCUGUACGGUGCUGGUGAUAAAGUAUCUGGAAAUAGACUAGAGUUCAGGAAUAGGCUUGCCAUAUCUAUAGGAGCAGCUAAAGGCUUGGCACAUCUUCACUCACUGAGUCCCAGGUUGAUACACAAGGACUUCAAAACAGCUAAUGUUCUUGUGGAUGAGAAUUUCAUUGCCAGAGUUGCGGAUGCUGGAGUCCGUAACUUCUUGGGAAGAGAUGAUGUUGUUGUUGGUACAUCGUCUCUUGAUGCUGCAGACCAGAUCUUCCUCUCACCAGAGGUUCAAGAGUUCAGAAGAUUUUCAGAGAAGAGUGAUGUCUAUGCUUUUGGGGUGUUCCUCUUGGAGUUAGUAAGUGGAAGAGAAGCAUCAGAACCAUCCCCUUCAAGCUCAACACAAACUCUAGUAGAAUGGAUGCAAAACAUAAGGGAUUACAAGGAUAUACCCAUGAUGGUAGAUGAGAGACUAGGUGGUACAUACACAGCAGAAGGAGUGGAGGAGGUUAUUACACUGACACUGAGGUGUCUUAAUGUUUCAAGCGAGAAGAGACCAGCAAUGAGUUAUGUUGUGGCAGAAUUGGAGAGAAUAUUGGAUAAGGAAGUGAGCUUAACAACAGUAAUGGGUGAAGGUACUCCAACGGUUACUCUUGGAAGUCAGCUUUUUAAAUCAUCAAACUGAUGAAAAAAUUGGAAUCAUCUUUGCAUCUAUAUUUAUUUAUAUAUAAGAUCUCUGAUUCUCUGAGACAAAAACUAAUCAGAGAUCUUAAGAGGAUGAAGAUUGAUCAGCUGUUUUGUGUUAAGUGUACAAACAACAGCUGAACUAUUCUUAUUAUUCGUUUGUUUUUUCCCCUAUUUUACUUCCAUUGGUGGUUACUUUCAGCAGAUUAUUUUUGACAGUGAGUGCAGAAAAUGUAACUUUGUAAAAACAUUAUUUAUUGAUGAUAUGGAGGAAGCAAAGAGUGGAAUGGUGUGUGAUUCUUUUUGUUAUUGUUGCCAUAAACAAAAAUAGACACUCGCUAUAUCAUUAAAUAUCAAGUUUGGACCAGCAAAAUUAGAGUUUACUUUCUUCAUAAAAUGUUAUAGUUUAUAACUAACCAAACUGGUCUUUAUCAAAAGAAUCCCAUUGGUUAACAGUUGAACUAGCAGAAGAUGAUAACUCUCCUGUUUCAAGAACCCUAGGCUACUACUACUUAUUAUGUUUGGACCCAAACACUCAGAGUUACUUUUCCUAUAAAGUAGCAAUUUAUGGAAAUUAACUUGACCUUAGCUUUCAUUCAACCUACCUAUAUGCGUUAUAGCCGUUUAUAGCCAAAGAGACAACAACAACCAAAUUGUCAAAAGAUUCCAAUUCCAAAUUGGUAGUGAAAUUUUGUCAUGCAACUCAGUUUUCAUGUCUCUUGACUUAUUGCAAAAUUUGACUCAGAGCUCUGUUUUUUAGUAAUCACUGUCCCUAGUUUUGCUAAAAACCUUUGUGGGCACACAGAACUAUAGACAGUCUUUGAACAGAUCGAAAAUCAUGUAUGGGUCUGAUUUUGUGUCGGGAGGAAAGAUAUAAUGAUAAAGACUUUUUGUGGAUGGUGGGUCUCGUUUAUCUAUCUUCUAGAUAUUGACCUCACGAAGAAACAAAAAACAUUACUGUUGAUUGAUACCACUCGCAUGUAUUAUUUACACUUUUGAUAAGGGAGUGUAAAAGACAUUCAAAAUAAGAUUUGGUCGAAAAUAAAUACACCAAAUAGUCUGAAGAUGUGUUAGUAAUCUCUUAUAUUGAAAACUGAAUAUUGCAUUAGAAAAACACUUGAAAUAUCAUAUCAAAUAUUAGAUAAAAAAAAAUUAGUCCUCAAAUCUUGACAUUCGAUUAUAACAGGGACAUAUCCAAGUAACUACCAACUCAUAAAAAUAAGGUGCAUAAAUAGUCUUUGACAUACUUUUUUUUCCUUUAUCAACUAGAUCAACAAGGCCCAAUCUAUAGUCAAUCAUACAGUGCGAGAACCAGUGCCGGUCCUCAAUACAAGCCAACCAAGCACAUGAUUGGGGCCUUGUGUUUAAAUGAGUGCUUUACAUGUUUAGUUACUUUGGGCUAUCCUUCUUACACUUUUAGGUACUUUGGACUUGGGUGUACUUUGGGCUCUCCUUACAUUGUAGCAAAUCAAGUUUAAAUCAGAUUCCAUCAUUCUCACCUCCUGGUGUUUCUCUAGUUGGUAAUCACUAAUCAAGCACCAACGAUGAAGAUAAAUCAACAAUGAUUCUUCAGUUGGCAAGUCAGAUGAGGAAUCUCAGUCCAGUUUGGAAAAGAGUUGUGAUAAUGGUCGCUCUCUAGUAGACCAAGACGCACAGUCAUCUUCCUCAAACAAUGGGAGUAAAAGGCCCGUACGUGUUGCACCAAAAUGAUAGCAAAGACCUACAGGACAACGAUGCAUACAACUUCUACCUGGUUAACCAAUAAUGAGAAUGUGUUUUUUGUAGGAUCGAAAACAUAAAAUCAAAGCUGCAGCGGCAGAACUUUGCACCAUUGACGGGCAGCAUAAAACUGCAAGAAACAUAAUUAACAUCAUUUGCUAGUGUAACAUCAAAGCAGCAGUAGCAGUGAAGUUACAAAGGCAACCACUUGUAACCUAUAUUUUAGCGCUACAGAUUUAUUUUAAGAUUCACUGAUGAGACCUCUAAAACAUGUUUACAGGUGCAAGAAACAUAAACAUAACAUCAUUCGCUAGUGUAACAUCAAGAACACCAAGCACACCAGUAACCAUCAAAGAGCCUGGCAUGAGAAGGAAGAAACCAUGCCGAGUGCUUCUGUCGACAACCAGUGUACGCAUCUACUGGUGGAAUUGUUAUGUAUAAUAAGCUGAGUGUUGUGGUGCGCAAGUAAAACUCGAACUUUGGCUUUGUGAAUCCAUGUGACUGAUAAUGAAUGUGUCUUUCAUAGUUUACAUCGUUUGCUGACUCAGAGAACACAGAAAGAUACAAAAAAGAUUGUGAUAAAAUAUCUCUCCCAAGAGGGCGAUUUUCAUUCUCACAUGUUAUCCUUAUCCUUUUAAAAAUUAUCUCUACUUUUUGUUCAAUUUUUCUUUUAAAUAAAGUUUGGAUCAGUGAUUUCUGACCGUUGGAUUAUCAAUUAUUGAGUCAGUAUAAUUACAUUUACUAUUUUUUUUUUCUUUUUUUGGCAACCAAUAUACAAAAUGUAUCUGAUCUGCUCUGGCUAUAAGUAUAGCAUAUGAACUUGUCCAAAAACACAACCAAAUAUCCAAAAUCACUAAACCAAUCCUCUUACAGGCAUAAAAAUGCAGGGAGCUUUGUGCAUCAAACCAACCGUUCUUCCACUUUCUUCUCCAAAGCUCACUCUUCUCCCUCCUCAGACCAUCUCCACCACCAAACC